UCUAUCAACUUUACCACACCAUUGCAGGUGAUGGAAAGGGUAGGUCUGCAAUAAUGGAGCCCCCAGGGAGGAGUAGAUUUUCUUGGUUGUACCAGUAACAAGUUGAACUGUUUAGUUUUCAAUUAACUUAUCGUUAGACUUUAAAGUGAAUCCGAUGGCGUUUAAUUACUGACAUUCAAAUUUAUAUGCACAUUAUCAUCAAGCUUGAAUUCUCGUGACUUUGUGACAGUGUUUAACCACUGGAACUGAAAUUAUAACAGAUUCUGGAUGAAGAUUGGAACUGUGUAACAGUGAAUAUUGAACAUUAAUAUUAUGAACUAUUGAUUAAUUUAGUGUUAAUUUGAUUAAUUUAGUGUUAAUUUGUUUGUUUUCAUUUAUUUUUAGUGUCGGUAAACCUGGUAUGUAUGGUUGUAAGUAUGGAUGUUGACAGCACUAAUAAAUAAAUAGGUCAAGUUUAAAUAAGUUAGGGCAUAAAAUUCCGUAACUAUUGAUACUCUUAGAACAUCAUUCAAUACACAUUGCAUUAUACUAAAAUAUAUAACAGUUAUCCCAGUAACACUAUAACUUGUAUUGUCUUUAUUUUAUCAACAGUGGAGUUUUUUUUAUGUAGAGUUUAGAGUAGUUUGGUCAGUUGAUUGGUUUGAAUAUGUCGGAGGAAGAAGUUGUGGUCUUGGGUAACACACUAAGAAAGUUGGGUCUUUUUCCAAAGCGUAUAGGUAAGACUGAAGAUGACGUUGCUGAGUGGAUGGAAGAUGUUUUGAAAUCUAAAGGUAAGUGGCCGGUUAAAUCGGAUGAUGAAACAGAGUCGUCUACUAAAUCAAGACCACCAGUUAAUCCGAUGCCGAAGUUGUCAAUGUUUUAUGGUGAACCAGGAAAAGGUGAAGUUAGUUACGACCUUUGGAGAUACGAAGUAGAUUGUUUAAUUUCAGAAGGUGUAUAUGAUAACCAUGUAAUACUGUUGGCUAUUCGCCGAUCACUUAAAGGGGAGGCCGGUAAGGUUAUAAUGCGGUUAGGUCCGCAUGUUGAUGUUAAAACUGUCUUAGCCAAAUUGCAUAGUGUUUACGGUACAUGUGAAGAAGCAGAAUCUUUAAUCGGACUCUUUUACAGUGCUAAACAAUAUCCAUCUGAAACGGUUACAGAUUGGGCAUGCCGGUUAGAAGAUAUAUUCGCAAGAGUAACUCGAGAGGGUAGUCCAGAUCCUAAAGAAUCCGAUGAGACAUUAAGGAAUGUAUUUUGGCGUGGAUUGUUGCCACACUUACGUGAUUUGUCUGCUCACAAAUAUGAUAAAUCAACAAGUUUCGACACACUACGUGUUCAACUUCGCCGUAUAGAGCAUGAUGUUAACCAACGAAACUUAUCAGCGAGUACCGCUACUUCGAAGCCAAAUCCUUUUAACAUGAUACAUACAAAGUCUUCUAAUUCUGAAUUUCAGGAACUUAAAGGGAUAGUUCACAGUAUUUCUUCACAAGUUAGUGGAUUGAAGGAUCAAGUUUCGCAAUUAGCUUAUAAAGUUGACAGACCUAAGGUUCCACGAUGGCAGUCACAAGGAAAUGAUUCAAGAGGUUCUUUAAGCAAAAUGGCUCCAGAGGUUAGUACGGCAUUGUUGUCGUUAAUUACUGGGCCAACUUGUCGAGCAUAAAUGUAUUUUGUGUUAUAGUUAUGUGUAGUACCAACAGAAAUGGUGUUUAAUGGUUAUGGUGAAUUGAAAUACAUCUAGAUCGACCAACAUCGACUACGCGCUUACGCGUUUCAUUUAAUUGUUUUAAACUGUAUCAUGUGUCGUUUGUGGAUUAUAUAAACUUAUUUAAACCUUA
Patella vulgata (common limpet) is the source of this 1814-nucleotide messenger RNA. RefSeq lists its product as uncharacterized. Lineage: Eukaryota; Metazoa; Mollusca; Gastropoda; Patellidae. The record is from RefSeq and is a predicted model, not a curated record. Bases 647 to 1639 code for a protein of 330 amino acids. The transcript has 3 exons.